AUGGCGAACCCAAAUGCCGCACCCGGGCCGGUGCCGGCCGCCAAGGCCGAGUCGAGCACCUUCUACCGCUCCUGCGAAAUCAGCCUCAUGGAGCCCGUGGGCAGCAUGAGCAUCAGCCCCGCAAACAGGGAUGUCGUCCUCGCAGCGAGAAAGGGCCUCUUUAUCCUCGAUCUCGACGACCCCUACGUGCCGCCCCGCUUCCUCGCCCACAUGACCACCUGGGAGGCCGUCGACAUCCAGUGGAACCCGCACCCCGCUAGGAGCAACUGGGUUGCGAGCACCUCGAACCAGAAGCUCCUUGUAUGGAACCUCGACCGCCCCGGCGAUCCGCGCGCGGCUGCCGCUGCAACACCCUCGGGCGUCGGCCCGCUCCUGUCGCGUCUACCUCUCCAGUCUAGCUACCCGCCCAUGGCCAGCUCCAGCCCGUUGACCUCAAGGCUCAGUGCGCAGCAUCAGGCCGCCUUUGUCCCCGUCGUCAGGAGCGCCAACUCGGGCACCGCGGCCAGCACCGGCCUUGGCCACAUGUCGACCAACUCACCCUUUGCCCAGACCCUCGCCCACAGCUCCACCGCCUCGCAUUUCGGCGGCGGCGGCACCUCGGUUCCCCGCAGCUCGGCCAUUGAGCACAUUCUCCACGCCCACACCCGUGCCAUCACCGACAUCAACUGGUCCGCCUUCCACCCCGAGGUGCUCGCCAGCUGCAGCCUAGACACCUGGACCUGGGUUUGGGACCUGCGCAUGAGCAGCGCCUCGGCCGACUCUGGUCGCAGAAAGCCCGCCCAGGGCUACAGCGCCUGGAACGCCGCCGUCACUCAGGUCAAGUUCAACCGCGCCUCGGAGCACCGCCUCGCCUCGACGUGCGACAACAAGGUCCUCAUCUGGGACGACCGCAAGGGCUCCCUCCCGCUCGCCACCAUCGAGGCGCACGAGUCCAAGAUCUACUCGAUCGACUGGAGCCGCGACACCUCGCUCGGCCUCGAUCGUCUCAUCACCUGCUCCCUCGACCGCACCGUCAAGUUCUGGGACCUGUCGUCCGAGUCGGCGCAGCGGGCCAUUGGCGCCCGCGAGCUCAUCACCGAGGCCGAAAGCGUCAUCGAGACCAACACGCCCGUCUGGCGAGCCAGGCACCUGCCCUUUGGCAACGGUGUCAUGACGUUGCCCCAGCGCGGCGACUGCUCUCUCAGCAUGUGGGCCAAGGACCAUCCCGAGGCGCCCAUGGCCACGUUCGAGGGCCACACCGACAUCGUCAAGGAGUACCUCUUUCGCACAAAGGGCGGCCAGAACCGCGAUUGCGACGAUCGCCGCUUCCAGCUCAUCACCUGGAGCAAGGACCAGACGCUCCGUCUGUGGCCCGUCAGCGAGGAGCAGACACGGUCCGUCGGCCACAAGCCCGGAGCGCCAAUCCGCGUACUUAACACGCGCGCCUACGCACCCGACAUCUCGUACAGAGACCCACCCCAGAUCAGCGCCAUUGUGCCAGACGACCGCGCACUGCACGACAGCGGGGACCUCGGAUCGACCAGCAGCGUCACCGUGUCCUCGAUCAUGCCACCGGAGAAGGUCACCCGCUCGCUGCUCAGUGGUAGGGGCGCGGGGGGUGGAGGAGGCGGCGGAACAGGUGGUAGCAGCCGGAUCAACGGCACGUCACCCUACAGCUCAUCGCAGUCGGGCUUCCAGAACAUUAUCCGCGACGGGCGGGCAAGCCCUGUGGCUGCGUUCAGCUCGAGCUUCGGGCAGCGGCCCCUCGAUCGGCGUGUCGUCCACCACAGCUCGAGCCAGAGCAGCCUCCGAGGCGAUCUGGCCGCUGCGAGGCGACAGGGAGAGAUGCUACCGAGGUCGCUGGGUCGGGCAGAACUCUAUGGCAGGAGUCUGACCGGCCUCCCGGGAAGCUCGCUACCGAGAGGCAUCCCGGCGGCGGCAGCAGCAGCAGCCGCAGCCGACUCUGCGCACAAUCCGAGCAAGGCUGGCACAUCGUUCCGCAGCGCCCGGCUGCCGGCGUCCAACAAGAGUGGCAGCAGCUUCAAGCUGCCUGACGGCCUCCGCGAGGGUGCCGUGUCGAAGAUUCCAGCGGGUGUUUCGGCGCGCAAGAUGCGACCUGGGCGCUCGCAUCCGAUCCAGGAAGAGGCUGACGAGGCCGGCCACCACAAGCACAGCAGGUUGAAGGACAAGCAGCGGGAGCGCGACCACACGCUUGCCAAGGACGCCGACCCCACUAGCCGACGCAAGAAAACGGGCCGCAGGGCGCUGGGCGCCCCCAUGCGUCUGGACCGCGCCCGCCUGGCUGGACCGGCGGUGGACCCGAUCGGCUGGAUCGCCAACGUGCGCAUCCAGAAGGACUCGGGCGAAGACAGUAAGCAGGUCUCGGACGAUGCCACCAACGGCCGCGGCUCGGGCCUGGACAUGAGCCGCCAGCCAUCGGGCAUGGGGACGGGUGCCUCGGCGGGCGAGACGGACCGCGAGGACGGCCUGAGCUCGCAGCGGCUGGGCGACGAGAUUGUCGCGCUGAGCCGCAAGCUGCCGCGCAUAUUAUUUGAAAAGGCCGAGGUUGCGCAGAGAACGUGCACGCUGUCGAUGUACGGCCCCUGGGCGGAUCGCGAGCCGGCCUUUCUGCGCAUCACGAUCGUCUUCCCCAGGGCCUACCCGCGGCUGCCGCCGAGCUUCGACCUGGAAAGGAGCGCCAACAUCACGCUCAAGACGCGGGCGUACCUGCUGCGAGGGCUGUCGCGGCUCGCCAAGCAGUCGGCCCAGCUGGAGCGGCCAUGCAUCGAGCUGUGCUGCCGGUUCCUGCUGGGCGAGCCCGUCAAGCUGCUGGACGGCGACGAUGGCGAGGGCGGCAAUGCCAGCCACCGCGCGCUCUCGGUGGGCAGCAUCACCGACAGCGAAGACGACAUGGGGCCGGUGCGGCCACGCAUGAAGAUGCCAGCACGGCGGAUGGGCGCCAGCUUCGGCCCACACGGCGAGCUGGUCGUCUUUGGACAGCGGCCGAUCAACGACACCUCGCCGGGCAGCCGAUCUUCGUCGCGGGCGCGGCACCAUGCGGAGGUCGAGAGGGACAAGGAUCUGCGCCGGUCGUCGGUGGCUCCCUCGCGAUCGCGGUCCAAGUCGCGCCCGCGCGUCCGGGAGAUGUCGCGGAUCCCGAGCGAGAUGGAGGAGUCGCGCUUCCUGCGGUCCUACACUGCGCUGUCGAGCGCCAUGUCGUCGCUGGCGCGCUACUCGAAGGAGGGCAAUGGCGGCGACGGCGGCGGCGACCACGGGCUGAGGGACUCGGACGUGGUGCAGCUGAUGAGCUCAGACUUUUUCGCCAGGCGCCUGCUCUCGCGAGGCGGGACGCGGCGCAGCUCGCAGGAGCGCUCGAGGGAGACGAGCAUCCACAGCGGCGGCGAGGAGCCUCGCCGCCCAUCUCUGGCGGGUCUGACACCGUUGACAGCAGCAGCGGCACCGUCGAGCGAAAAGGGCAGCGAGACGGCGGCAUCGGCGGCGGUCGCCGCGCCUUUGCAGGCCAUCGACCGGCUGCACGAGCGCCACCACGCCAGCGAAGGAUCGUCGUCGAUGGUGCGCAUCUACUAUCCGUUCGUCGGGCGUGCCGACGAGGCGCCUUCGUUCCACUCGUCAUCGUCGGCGGCGGCGGCAGCAGCAGCAGCGGAGACCAGGAUGGCGAUCAAGCCGCCGCCGUUUUUGCGGAAGAGGAGCAACUCGCUGCCCUGUUCGCCGCACUCGCCGCGGACCUCGAGUCCACUGCGCGAGGCAGCGUGGCAGGCGCCGGGACCGGCAGGGCAAGAUGGCCGAUAUCAUGGCCCGAACCGCCGUCAUCGCCACCACGCGGCCGACUCGACGACGGCGACGGCGACAGCGACGCCUUCGCCCACCGGCAGCAUGAGGAGGACGACGGCGAGAUUCUCCACCCUCGUCGGCGGCACGGCUAGGGAUGACUUGCACUUGCCGUGA
Pseudozyma flocculosa PF-1 is the source of this 3945-nucleotide messenger RNA. RefSeq lists its product as uncharacterized. Gene Ontology annotation, molecular function: protein binding. Lineage: Eukaryota; Fungi; Basidiomycota; Ustilaginomycetes; Ustilaginales; Ustilaginaceae. The transcript has a single exon. Bases 1 to 3945 code for a protein of 1314 amino acids. The record is from RefSeq and is a predicted model, not a curated record.